AUGGUCCGACACAAGAAAGACUUUGCCGGCCGCGGCAAGAAAUUCGGCGGCGGACGCGGCGGCGGCUCCUCCCGUACCCCCCGCGGCAACAACCACCCCGACCAAGACGGUGACCCUACCACCACCAGCACCCGCCCCCCGUACAAGGCCGCCUGCUGGGACCUCGGCCACUGCGACCCGAAGCGGUGCUCCGGCAAGAAGCUGAUGCGCCUCGGCAUGAUGCGCGACCUGCACGUCGGCCAGCGUCACGCCGGCGUCGUCAUCACCCCGCGCGGGCGCUCCGUCGUCUCCCCCGCCGACGCGCCGCUGCUCGCCCAGCACGGCGCCGCCGUCGUCGAGUGCUCCUGGGCGCGCACCGACGAGGUGCCCUGGGCCAAGGUCGGCGGCAAGUGCGAGCGCCUGCUGCCUUACCUCGUCGCCGCCAACACGGUCAACUACGGCAAGCCCUGGCGGCUCAACUGCGUCGAGGCGCUCGCCGCCGCCUUCUACAUCUGCGGCCACCCGGACUGGGCCGCCCACGCGCUGGCGCCGUUCCCGUACGGCGAGUCGUUUCUGCAGAUCAACGGGACGCUGCUGGACCGGUACGCCAAGUGCGAGGACGCGGAGGGCGUCAAGAGGGUGGAGGCGGAGUGGAUGGCGCAGCUGGAGAGGGAGUACGCGGAGAGCAGGGAGGCAAAUGACGACAUGUGGACGAGUGGAAAUACAAAUCAUCGGCGGCUGAGCGAUGAAGACGACGACGACGACGAUGGUGAUGAUGAAGAGGAGGAGGAUGAAGAGGGCGACAAGGAGAGCGUGGACGGGAUAUAUCUGGGCAAGAGGCCGCAAGAAGCACAAGACGACGAGGAGCAGGACGACAGGGACCCGUUCGCCAUCUCCGACGACAGCGACGACGAACUGGCCAUGGCCGAGAUCCGCCGCAAGGUUCUCGCCUCCAAGACCUUCGCCAAUCUUAACGACGAGGAUGAUGCCAAGGCCAAGCCGGCGACUGUCGCCCGCCCUCCUCCCCCACCACAGCAGCAGCGACAACAGCUCGCGCCGCACGACGUCGAGCCCGACUCGGACAACGACGACGAUGACGACGACGAGUUUGACAACAUCAUUGACGCCACGCCCGUGACAGACCGCGUCGGCCUGGCCAAGCUGGAGAGGGAGCGCGCGCAGGCCGCGACGGCCGCGUCGACGACGAGCAGGACAUUUUCGUCGAAUGUAGUGUCGGCGCCGAGUCGGUGGUGA
This is a messenger RNA of Cordyceps fumosorosea ARSEF 2679, 1233 nucleotides long. Its product is annotated as RLI and DUF367 domain protein. Gene Ontology annotation, molecular function: rRNA small subunit aminocarboxypropyltransferase activity. The record is from RefSeq and is a predicted model, not a curated record. The coding region runs from base 1 to 1233 and encodes 410 amino acids. The transcript has a single exon. Gene Ontology annotation, biological process: maturation of SSU-rRNA. Lineage: Eukaryota; Fungi; Ascomycota; Sordariomycetes; Hypocreales; Cordycipitaceae.